Scomber japonicus (chub mackerel) is the source of this 2869-nucleotide messenger RNA. It is a transcript of the gene tlcd3bb, whose product is annotated as TLC domain containing 3Bb. Gene Ontology annotation, molecular function: sphingosine N-acyltransferase activity. The record is from RefSeq and is a predicted model, not a curated record. Gene Ontology annotation, biological process: ceramide biosynthetic process; lipid homeostasis. The coding region runs from base 649 to 1557 and encodes 302 amino acids. NCBI's taxonomy places the organism in Eukaryota, Metazoa, Chordata, Actinopteri, Scombriformes, Scombridae. The transcript is spliced from 7 exons. Gene Ontology annotation, cellular component: membrane; endoplasmic reticulum.
GUGAAUAUUGCAAAGUAUGAAUGCAGCUGGAAUAGGUGGCCUCCAUUCAACGUUUCCCUGCAUGGAAAAAAAUCCAAUUUACAAGAUGCAGUGCAGUGACUGGUGCAAAUUUCUCGUCAUGACACGAGCUGCUGCCUGGACCUGUAGGAAGUAGCUGGCGCAGCAGUGCACAGUGUUGAGUCAACGUUGCAUCUGCGAGGCUGAAGUAUCUCUGCUGUAGCGAGACAGAUGCGAUGACAUAGCGGCUGGCCGGCUCCUGCUAACACUAUCUUCACUCCCCGGAUCAGUCAUUGUCUUGUCGUCGGCUUACCGCGUUUUUAGUUUGACAGCUGCUUAUAAGCUGCCUACAUCGCAAUUUAGUCACCGAUGCUCUUUUUGAGCUACCCUCACACAGAUUUCGAUCUAAGUUGCUGCAAGCUAGCGUUAGCUCGCUGCUGCUCCCCUCCAGACAUCGAAGUGGCCCCAUAAACAUGCGGAUCAUCGAGGCGGAGACCCCCGGGACACCUCUCUACGCUUCCUGCAGGACACCAGCUUCAACCGGCCGCUGACUGGACUCCACAGACUCUCUGUAGAGGAGAAAGAGCGACAAAUCUCAAGGACCAGAUUGCCCGCUGAACUUUUUGCCUCUCAGACACAUUGCAAGGGACCAUGCUGACCAUCCUAGCUGCUGGGUCUGUGUUCUUUCCAGGCCUUUUUCUUCUGUCUAAACAAUGCCUCAAGUCCAUCCCAGCGCUGAGGUGGAGCGAAGGAGAUGCAGUCAUCGUAUCUGCCAGGUUGGUGUCGUCAGUUCAGGCAGUCAUGGCUUCUUCAGCUGGCUACAUUAUUGCUUCUUCCUGCAAUGACAUCCUCGAGGACCAGCACUGGCUGACCAGCUCUUACAUCAUGUUUGCCGUUCCCUACUUUGUGUACGACAUCUACGCCAUGUUCAUGUGCUACUGGUAUAAGCUACGGGUCAAAGGGCAUGAGGAGGCCUCGGCAGCGCCCCAGCAAAUGGGCACAGCGCUGAUCAGCUACUUGCGCCGCGAGUUCCUCAUGGUGCUACACCACGUUGUCAUGGUCACCGUCUGCUUCCCUGUUUCUGUGUUUUGGCGACAAGGAAAGGGAGAUUAUUUCCAGGGUAUAAUGUUCAUGGCUGAGCUCAGCACUCCAUCUGUCUGCUUAGGAAAAAUACUCAUCCAGUACAAACAGCAACACACUCUCCUGCACAAAGUGAAUGGGGCUCUUAUGCUGAUCACUUUUUUCAUCUGUCGAGUCCUCCUCUUCCCUUACCUCUACUACGUCUAUGGAAGGUACGCGUCCAUUCCGUUCCACAUGGUUCCCCUGUCGGUGCCCUGGCAAUGUAACCUCGGCGCCGCUCUGCUCAUGGCUCCCCAACUCUAUUGGUUCUCCCUAAUUUGCAGGGGUGCCCUACGACUAUUCACAGGCUCUUCCCGAUCUCAGAGGCCAUGUGCGCCCUCAUCAGCCGCCAAGGAGCGUCAGACGGAUGACAACGCGCUGCCUCAGCCCGCCAACGGCUACAGCACGCGCUCCACAGAGCCCGAGCUGGCCACUCACUGAGAGGAGUGGUUGGGAAGGGUGGGGAGGGAAGGAAGGCGAAUGUACCAAUGAGUAUGUAAAAGGAAAGGAAAGUUAUGAAGGAAUAGUGGAACAAGUAGCGAAAUGAAGAAAGCUACAAACGAUGGCCUCAAAUAGCGCUCAAGUCUUUGAGGCCAGCAGUCAAACUUUUAACAGCUAAAAACGAUUUGCUUGCUGGCCUUCAAGCACUUUAGCUUCUCAGUUUGUAGGACACAAGAGGAGUGUUAGCACUCAGUAUUUAAAGAUGUCAUCGGGCACUGUGACAGAUAGAAACAUGCACUGACCUGAGAGGAAUUUGCCUGGAUGUAUAGCAAGCAUAGAUGGCCAUUUCCCUCAUGUAGAUCAAAUGAUGUCCUCUCUGCCUCGUGAUUAUAGGAAGAGCAGGAUAAUAGGAAUGUAUUAUAUUGUAUGUUAGUACAUUUGCUGUAGAUGAAAGGCCUAAUUCAGUUUAGUAAUGACGAAGACCUUCAAAAAAGAAAAAAAUCCCGGCUAAGCAGUAUUUUGACUUGUUAGUGUUUAUUAUCUGUAUCCUCUAUGUAGUCACUGUCACUCUAACAAAAUGUAACCAACCUGCAGACUGACUCAUCUUUUAGAAGGGAGAUAAUCUCAUUAGACUGUAUUCUGCUGCCUUAUCCCUUUUCCCCAUUCUUUGCAGUUUCUUUCAGCUUUUAGUUUUUAUCCUGUGAGGAGAAAGAAGAGGCUUUCCUCUGACAGCAAAAUGUGACGGGUGUACAUAGCCGAUGUAAAAUUGUCCUUAUUUCCAUGUCAGUAUUAGGUCAGUGUUGAUUUUUGUUCUUUUUUUUUUUCCUCAUUUCUACAUCUAAUGUUUCUACAAAUGUUUUGAACAAUGACAUUUCAGCAUUAACACAAAACAUUUCACCGUUUUCCAGCUAAGUGUAUGCAAACUCCCUCACCCCAGCCCACCCCCCCUUAAACAGUACGGCAGUGCUCCUCAUUUCAGUGUAGAUAUGACUUCAUUCCAUUUACUGGUAUCACAGUGUUUUUUGCAUACAAGGAAGUGAUGCACCGUAGCGGUCACUUUUAAAACUGAAUUUACAUGUGUUUUGUUUUUUAGUUUGGUGCGGAUUUAACUCUCAAAAUAUCCAUUUGAUUGGCUGGUAUAUUUCACUGAAGGAUCUAUGAGGCUUGAGUAUUUUUUUUUUUUUCGCAUAGUUAGGGGACUUGCAAUGUUUGAAGGGAAACAAAAGACAGUAUUGUAGGGAAGCAUUCCCCUGUGAUUGACAUGCAGCAUAUUUGUCCAUGGCAAAUUAGUUUUAUGUUCCUCAUUAAUUGU